Molecule: messenger RNA, 2318 nt
Organism: Eruca vesicaria subsp. sativa (arugula)
Lineage: Eukaryota; Viridiplantae; Streptophyta; Magnoliopsida; Brassicales; Brassicaceae
Source: the annotation of a GenBank genome assembly
GUUUCUCUCCUUUUUCUUUUCUCUUCUCCCUCUUGUCUACACUAAUAAUCCCAAAACACACAAAAAAAAGUUAUAAUUUUUAUCCUUUCUGGCAAAGUAGUUCUCUGCUUUUCGGUUCUUGAGCUUUCUCUCUCUCUCUCUCUCUCGAGCUAAGCACUUACACACGAGCGGCUCGAUUCCUCAUUCCAACCUUUUUUCACCUUUAUUCUUCUUCUUCUUCUUCUAGAUCGUUUCCUCAAAGUUUGACCCUUUUUAAGUACCGUUUCGUAAGUUAAAGAACAUUAACAAUUAAACUCUGUUUUGUCUGAUCUGUUUUGUUUUGUUUUGUCCGAAACUCUGAAGAAAUUCAACGCGGUUUUGAACUGGUCAAAGUCUCAGAUUGAGAUAAAAUCAAACAAAACAGACUUUGUUUAUGGUCUUUUGUCUGAAAUAAUACUGAGAAAUGGGUUGUGGCGUUUCCAAGUUCUGUUCAGGUUCAGAGCCUGAAAGAUCCAAUCUUGGUCUCACAUCCUCAGGUGUUAAUGAUAGGAUUGGUGAAGGGAAUAAUGAUCUGCCUCAGUUCCGUGAAUUCUCUAUAGAGACGCUAAGGAACGCUACAUCAGGUUUUGCUGCAGAGAAUAUAGUAUCAGAACAUGGUGAGAAAGCUCCUAAUGUUGUCUACAAAGGGAAGUUGGAUAAUCAAAAACGUAUUGCUGUUAAAAGGUUUAACAGGAAAGCUUGGCCUGAUUCUCGUCAGUUUCUGGAGGAAGCUAAAGCUGUUGGGCAGUUAAGAAACUAUAGGAUGGCAAAUCUGCUUGGAUGUUGUUAUGAAGGUGAAGAGAGACUUCUCGUUGCUGAGUUUAUGCCUAAUGAAACUUUGGCUAAGCAUCUUUUCCACUGGGAGUCACAGCCGAUGAAGUGGGCAAUGAGACUAAGAGUAGCUUUACAUAUUGCUCAAGCUUUGGAGUACUGUACUGCCAAAGGGCGUGCACUCUACCAUGACCUUAAUGCUUAUAGAGUUCUCUUUGAUGAUGACUCGAAUCCAAGGCUUUCUUGCUUUGGUCUGAUGAAAAACAGUAGAGAUGGUAAGAGUUAUAGUACUAACCUGGCUUUCACUCCUCCUGAGUAUCUCAGAACAGGUCGCGUGACACCAGAAAGUGUGAUGUACAGUUAUGGAACUCUGUUGCUUGAUCUUCUGAGUGGAAAACACAUUCCUCCUAGCCAUGCGCUGGACCUCAUAAGGGACAGGAACAUCCAAAUGUUGAUGGAUUCAUGCUUAGAGGGUCAGUUUUCAAAUAGUGACGGGACUGAACUAAUACGGUUAGCUUCUAGAUGCUUGCAGGAUGAGCCUCGAGAACGUCCUAACCCAAAAUCUCUAGUCACUGCAAUGAUCCCUCUUCAGAAGGAUCUUGAGACUCCUUCACAUCAACUCAUGGGAAUACCAAGCAGUGCCUCAACAACACCUCUUUCACCACUUGGAGAUGCAUGCCUAAGAACUGAUCUAACUGCUAUACAUGAGAUUCUUGAAAAACUUGGGUAUAAAGAUGAUGAGGGAGCUGCCACAGAGCUUUCAUUCCAGAUGUGGACCAACCAGAUGCAGGACUCGCUCAACUUCAAGAAAAAGGGUGAUGUUGCAUUCCGGCACAAAAACUUUGCAAAUGCUGCUGAAUGUUACUCUCAGUUCAUAGAGGGUGGGACAAUGGUUUCACCAACUGUGUAUGCAAGGAGAAGUCUGUGUUACCUGAUGAACGAGAUGCCACAAGAGGCACUUAAUGAUGCAAUGCAAGCUCAAGUGAUAUCUCCUGCUUGGCACAUUGCAUCUUAUCUUCAAGCUGUAGCUCUCUCAGCUCUAGGACAAGAGAACGAAGCUCACGCUGCUCUUAAAGACGGAUCAAUGCUCGAGAGCAAAAGAAACGCCCUAUGAUGAUGGAAACAAACACAUAAAGUGGAAAAUUGUUUGUCUAUCUUCUUACAUUAACCGAAGUCAAAACUCACCAUCAUCCUCAUAAGUAGAUAAGCUAUUCAACAGUUAUCAUCACCAUUGGGUUCCGCUCUAGUUCCCUUUUACCUUUUUCGUUUUUUUCUUUCCAGAUACUUGAAGCAUUAUUCAUUUGGUCUCGUUUUGUUUUCAACUUGCAUGACAUUUCACUGUGUUAUACAGAAGAAAAAAUUGCAUAUUGUUGAAUCUUUGAUGGAGAUUUGAUUAUAGAUUGGGAAUGGUGUGAUUGUGGAUUUUUCUUUGAUGGGUUGCAUGAUUUGUAAUCAAUGUUUUGUAAUAAUAUGUAAAGAGAGCACUUUGUAUUUUGACUUUUGAUGAUCUUUUGAAUUUUGCAUAUCAG